AGUUGUGAACCCGUUUACAAAACAGGUUUGGUUGGCCUUGAUCUUUACCAUUACAAUCUUUGGAUUAAUAUUCCGGAAAUUCGUGAAAGACAAUAAAGGAGAACCAUGGACUUUAAGGAGAACGUAUUGGUAUCUGAUGUCAACGUUAAUGUCUCAAGGAGUCGACAGCAACAACGUGAAUCGUUUAUCUUCUAGAAUAGCAUUUGGCAUCUGGUUGCUUAUGACAGCAGUCUUGAUCUGGGGUUACGCCGGAAUAUUGACGUCAUUUAUGGCCUUACAAACUGAUGAACCGGUUCCGAACACGUUUGACGAAUUAGCAGAAGGCAUUGAAAGACGAGAAUAUACAUGUGUACUGAUUCCGCAUGUUUACUUAGAUCGAUAUUUAAAGGAGUUAAGAACAAAACACGCAAGACUUUUUGUUACAGAAAGCAAAAAACAUAUUGAUGUUAUGAGUGCAAAGGUGAAACGAAUGAAAGCUGCUUUCGUGAAAAAGUUUUUCAAAAAUUACGUAGAUAGAGAAGCUAAAAGUCAUAAAGAAGCGAAGGCUUUUGCAGGAAAAUUGUUUACCGAUAUUCUUAGAAAAGAUCGAAUGGUGGUUAUCGGAACUGCUUCCGCUGAGAAUCUUGUUGUAGUUGCUUAUGGAUCAAACUAUGUGAAAUCUGGUGAUGUUCUUUCUACAGUUUAUAAAGGAUUUGCCAUGAGAAAAGGAUUUCCGUAUAAAAAACAAGUUAACAAACUAGUACGAAGAAUAUUUGAGACAAAAAUUUUUAAAAAUGAAGUUUUUCAUGUACCCAGUUUUGAAGAUGCGGUGAAACCUUUAUUUGUAGCAGAUUUAUACGGUGCACUUGGAAUCCUCGUGAUAGGAUACAGUUUGUCCUUUGCUUGUUUUCUCACUGAAAUAGUUCUUGGAAAGUUUCUCAAAUAGAAACGUUGAGUUAUAUGUUACAGCAAUUUCAUCUUAACCUGCAUGGCAUCAAUCUUUACAAAGUUUACAAAUGUCGAGGCAUUCAGCGAACAGCAACGCUGCAGAUGCUAUAAUAAAGCGUAUGUCUAAAGUAAUGUUACGUGACGUCUCUAUCUGAAGGCUUUUUGUAAGCAAUCUGCCAUUGUUCGAGCAAAUAUUUACUUGUUACAAUAAAUCGCUUUAAAACAGCA
Molecule: messenger RNA, 1155 nt
Organism: Centruroides sculpturatus (bark scorpion)
Lineage: Eukaryota; Metazoa; Arthropoda; Arachnida; Scorpiones; Buthidae
Exons: 5
Coding region: 137-925 (262 amino acids)
Source: RefSeq, a predicted model, not a curated record